Molecule: messenger RNA, 2520 nt
Organism: Trifolium pratense (red clover)
Lineage: Eukaryota; Viridiplantae; Streptophyta; Magnoliopsida; Fabales; Fabaceae
Product: probable L-type lectin-domain containing receptor kinase VII.2
Exons: 1
Coding region: 161-2242 (693 amino acids)
Biological process (GO): protein phosphorylation
Cellular component (GO): plasma membrane
Molecular function (GO): protein kinase activity; carbohydrate binding; ATP binding
Source: RefSeq, a predicted model, not a curated record
CUAUACAUUUGUCAAACAAGUAUAUACUUUAGCAUUUUUUAGCAACCACUCAUUCCCUUAUCAUAACAUUUAUUAAACCUCACACAUGUAACAUCUUAUAUUUAAUAUUCAAUAAACACAAUUUGGCAACACUUUCUCUUUCAAUCUCAGUCCUUUCCAAAUGCCUCAACUUAAGCUACUUUUCAUUCUUCUUCACACUGUAAACAUAAUUAUAUGUUGUGUUUCCACUACUGAAUUUGUCUAUAAUACAAACUUCAACUCAACAAAUAUUAGCCUAUAUGGAAAUGCAACCAUUCAAAAUUCCAUUCUUACUCUCCUUAAUGAUACUUCCACUUCCUUCUCAAUAGCUCGUGCUUUUUACCCUCACAAAGUACCUACAAAACCACCAAACUCUUCCACACUUCUCCCCUUUGCUACUUCCUUCAUUUUCGCGGUUUCCCCUACCAAACACUUUAUCCCAGGACAUGGCUUUGCCUUCAUAUUCACAUCUUCAAGAGAUCUAAAUGGAACAACAUCAACCGAGUAUAUCGGUUUACUCAAUUUCAACAAUGAUGGUAACUCUAACAACCAUGUUUUUGGAGUUGAAUUUGAUAUUGUUAAAAACGAACAAUUCAACGAUACAAAUGAUAAUCAUGUUGGUAUUGACGUAAACUCGCUUACAUCUUUAACUUCACAUGAGGCUGGCUACUGGGGUGGAAAAUAUGGCAAUGAAUUUAAGGUGUUGAAGAUGAAAAGUGGAGAAAACUAUCAAGUAUGGAUUGAGUUUAACCAUUCUCGUCUAAACGUUACAAUGGCUCGGGCAGGGCGAAAGAGGCCUCAUGUGCCUCUUAUCAGUAUGAAUCUUAACCUUUCUGGGGUUCUUAUGGAUGAAACUUAUGUUGGAUUCUGUGCAGCCAAUGGGGUGAAAAAAGAUAGUGUUAAGAUUCUUGCUUGGAGCUAUAGUAAUAAGAAUUUUUCAAUUGGUGAUGCUUUAGUUACACACAACUUGGCUUCAUUUGUCCCUCAAAAAGGAUGGUUUUCUGGAGGAAAUGCUAUAGCUGUAGAAAUAACUAGUGUUGUGUGUGUAUUAAUUAUCAUUGGUUGUGCUGCGUUAUUCAUUCUCUAUAGGGGAAAUAAAGAAGAAGAGAUUGAAGAUUGGGAAAUAGAGUAUUGGCCACAUAGGAUUAGUUUCCAAGAGAUUCAUGCAGCAACAGGAGGGUUCUCUGAAGAGAAUGUGGUUUAUGUAACAGGGAACAAAAGUGUACAUAAAGGGAUGUUGCAAGGAGUUGAAGUCGCGGUCAAGAGAAUCCCUCACCAAAGAGAAGGGAUGAGAGAGUUUUUGGCUGAGGUUUCAAGCAUAGGAAGAUUGAAACACAGAAAUUUAGUAGGAUUUCGAGGUUGGUGCAAAGAAGACAAAGAAAACUUGAUUCUAGUGUAUGAUUUCAUGAACAAUGGAAGUUUAGACAAAUGGAUAUUUGAGUGCGAAGAAGGAAAGAUGCUAACAUGGGAAGAGAGGGUUAAAGUUUUGAAAAAUGUAGCCGUGGGGAUUCUAUACAUGCAUGAAGAUUGGGAAGUUACGGUCUUGCAUAGGGAUAUCAAAGCAAGCAAUGUUCUACUUGACAAGGACAUGAAUGCUAGAUUGGGGGAUUUUGGUUUGGCUCUUAUGCAUGAGCAUCAUGGAGAAGUGGCUAGUACAACGAAAAUACUAGGGACAUUAGGAUACAUUGCUCCGGAAGUGAUUCAAAUAGGAAGAGCGUCGACUAUGUCUGAUGUGUUUGGCUUUGGAAUAUUGGUCUUGGAAGUAAUUUGCGGACGAAGACCUAUUGAAGAACAUAAGCCAGGGCUAAUCGAAUGGGUGGAGUCCCUAAUGGUGCUCGAUCAAUUGCACAAUGCUAUUGAUGAAAGGUUAAAGAAAAAAGGAGGAUACCCUAUUGAGGAAGCUGAGAGACUGCUACAUUUGGGUUUGUUGUGUUCAAAUUCAGACCCUAGUGUUAGACCAACAAUGAGACAGAUUGUGAAAAUGUUGGAGGGAGAUGUCGACAGCAUCGAAUCUGAUGAAGAAAAUAUGGAAACAAGUUUGCUUAGAAGAAUAAAAUCAGCUGCAAUGUGGCCUAGAACUGAAAGUGGACUUCAAAACAAAGAUCACCCUACUUUUGAAGAAGUUCUAAUGUUCCGUUAUAAUUCUAAGUCGUCUACAAGUGGCUCAAGUUCCAUUCCGCAAGGACCACAAUCAGAUUCAGAUAUCAUUCGAGAUGGACCAUAAUGUCACACUAAGUGAAGAAUAUUCAAGGUCUUAAGCUCAUUUGGAGUUGGUUUGUGUACAUCACAAAAGCAUGCAAGUUGCACUAUCCCCUGAGUUAAUUGAUUUCUGCUAUAAGUUUUUGACAUAUUUCAUAAAAUUUUGUGUAUUUAAAAGGCCAAAAUUCUGUGCAAAAUUGUAUAAUGUCAUCAGAAGAUGUAUACUUUUGUAAACACCACUUUGAUGCAUUGAUAUAUUUGUAUGUGUCCAUAUGUUUGAUUCUAAAGGAAAAUAUUUUUGAA